Messenger RNA from Trichomonas vaginalis G3, 1545 nucleotides. Its product is annotated as protein ubiquitination. The coding region runs from base 1 to 1545 and encodes 514 amino acids. The record is from RefSeq and is a predicted model, not a curated record. NCBI's taxonomy places the organism in Eukaryota, Parabasalia, Trichomonadida, Trichomonadidae. Gene Ontology annotation, molecular function: protein binding. The transcript has a single exon.
AUGUCCAAUCAAGACAUUCGUCCAAUCAAAUACAGUGAACUGAGAAGUGUUAUUCAAUAUCAUAUUGAUUCAUAUAAUGCAUUGUAUCAGUUAAAAAUUGACAGAGAAGAAGAUUUAAACUCAAUUUACAAAAUGAUCAAAACAGAGCUGAUUGAUUCAAAGAAACAUCCUCCCGAAAAUAUUAUAAAAGACAUUUUAAAUAUCAUUGAGUACAAUAAUCGGUAUACAAAGUCAUACUUGAAACUUGCAAAACUCAUUUCUGAUGAUUAUCAUGUAACAGAUGUUUCUAAUAUUACAAAUCUUUCUAACUACCUCUUUUAUGAAGAAUAUGGAAUUAAUUUGGACAAAACAAAAAAAUUCGAAACAAUUAACAUACAAAACCUCAAAAUUCAUUCAGAAGAUACAAUUUUCAGAGCAAUUAUGGAUAAUGACUUAGAAAAAUUCAUUGCAUUCACUGAAAGACAAGGAUUUGAUAAAGAUCAAAAACUCAAGAGUAAUUUGUAUCCAUAUUCAUCCUGGGGACAUUCAUUACUUGAAUUAUGUUGUUACCAUGGAGCAGUUGAUUGUUUCAAGUUCUUAAGAACAGAAUUUAAAUCAGCAAUAACUGAUACAUGUCUCAAAUUUUCAUUUUUAGGAAGAAGUAAAGAGAACUUGAGUGAAUGUUUGAAAUAUCUGAAACCAAAUGAAUUUUGCAUGAGAUACGCAAUUAUUUCACACAACAUUGAUUUUGUUACAUUUCUGAUGAAUGAAUAUAGUUUAUAUAUCGACUUAGAAUACUGUGCCGAACAUAACAAUAUUGAAUCAUUUUUAGUAUAUUUUGAUCAAACUAAUGAUGUUGACAAAUGUUUUGUUUAUUCACCUAUGUUUAAUAUUCCAUCCUUUUGUGAAUAUUUCCUUUCACGUUGUAAAUAUAUCAAUACAAGAGUUAAUGGAUUAACAGCUCUUCACAGUACGACAUGGAAUAAUUGUAAAGAAAUUGCCGAACUUCUCAUUUCGCAUGGCGCAUAUGUCGAUGUGAAAGACAACAAUAAAAAAACCGCUCUUCAUUAUGCAGCAUUGAAUAAUAGUAAAGAAAUAGUCGAACUUCUCAUUUCGCAUGGUUCAGAUAUCAACGAAAAAGAUAAUUCCGGAAAAACCGCUCUUCAUUAUGCAGCACAAAAAGAUUAUAAAGAAAUAGUCGAAAUUCUUAUUUCACAUGGUGCAGAUAUCAACGAAAAAGAUAAUUCUGGGAAAAUCUCUCUUCAUUAUGCAGCAUGGAAUAAUUGUAAAGAAACUGUUGAACUUCUUAUUUCACAUGGUGCAAAUAUCAAUGAGAAAGAUGAAGAUGGAAAAAUCGCUCUUCAUUAUGCAGCACAGAAAGAUUAUAAAGAAAUAGUCGAAGUUCUUAUUUCACAUGGUACAAAUAUCAAUGAGAAAGAUAAUUCUGGAGAAACCGCUCUUCAUUAUGCAGAAUGUAAUCGUUGUAGAAAAACUGCCGAAGUUCUUAUUUCGCAUGGUGCAAAUAGCUCUGAUUGUAAAAACAAAGAUAUUUUUUGCCUAAUUUAA